CUAAGCUCUGACUCACAUGAAGUCGAUAAGCGUUAUCAGCAUUCUAAUACCAGAUGCCAUGAAUCAGACUUAGCAUACGGUAGGUAAUGCACAUGUAAACACAUAUCGCAACUUUGAUUUUAACGGAAAGUGAUAAGAAGUCUAUAUUGAAAGCAAAAAUCAGCCAAAAAGUCCCCGGACACAAAUAUCUAUCUUCUGAUAAAACCAAAAACUGCCUGUACUUUAUCAAAAGCUCAUUUAGCAACUGGGUCCGCCGCAGGUGGUUGUCAGUUUCGAGAAUCACGUUGAACGUCCAACAUCGCUGAGCUACUUUAGAAAAAAAAACUCAACAAAUAUGGCUUCGGAAAAGGCAAAUCCACCGACAUACGAUCAGAUCAAUGAACCUGCGCCUUCGGCAUACCCGCAUCCAGAACAGCCUACGGCGUCUACUUCAUUUCCCAGAAGCCAGCCAACCACGGUCAUCAUUACGAGCCCAAAUGUCGGUCCCGAUCCGACCACGAUGGUGUGCCCAUCCUGCAGAGCAACCAUCGUCACCAGGCUGGAAUACGAAACCACCACCAAAACGCAUCUCUGUGCGGCGGUGUUGUGUCUGUUUAUCUGCUGGCCCUGCGUUUUCAUACCCUACUGUUCGACGUCGUGCCGUGAUGCAAACCACUACUGCCCCAACUGUGGAUCGUUUGUCGGAACUUACCACAAGUAAGAGCUCCACACAGUGGAAACUGUGCUCCAGCGGGCAGUGAGAAAACUUUCGAUCCAACGAAACAACGUCACGUUGUAUGAGCUUUUAAAGUGUGUAAGCUUUUAAAGCUGUAACUCCUAACCGAUUCGAAUAAGUUUGGUACAAGUAUUAACUUGUACACAAUAUUCAAAUUGACCAUGAAAGUCAAUGACGAUAGAAUGGGUGGAAGUGGUGUGCCUGUUCUCUUUUAUCUUGCUUGGAGAUUACAAACAUAGAUUUAUUUUUUAAUUAGGAGUAGCCAGAAUUCAUGAAAAGCUGUCGACAAAUAGUACUCGAUAGCAAAAUUGUUAGUCAAUGAGAGAAACGAACGAAUAAUAACUGCAAAAGUGAUCAUCCCCAGUGCCUCCACCAUUACUCGUUUGCCGUUGCGAGAGCGCAGCGAAAGACGAAAAAUAUUAAAUAAACAUUUAUUAGGCAAUACUAACGAAACUGCAGAAACAGACCAAGUGCGAUACAGCGAUAUAGAGAUAGACAGAGAUAGUGUGAUAGAUAGAAGAUGGAAGAAUUGUGAACAGUUUGUUUUAGAAAUGUUUUCUUGGGGCUAAAGUAGUUGAACCGAGUAGCAGAUUGAGUAGACGCAAGGUAAUGUAAUGCAAACUAAAGCCCUGCGAGGUAGAUCAUAAAGACAGUUUAAUACAGAUGAGUUGUGAAAAGCAUCUUUAUAGAUACAAUUAAGUAAAUAGUAAAUAUACAAUGUAAAUCAUUUAAAAUUUAAUUUAGUUUUGAAAUACUAAUACAAAAAAUCUUUGAUUUUUUUUCUUCUACUAAAA
Armigeres subalbatus is the source of this 1509-nucleotide messenger RNA. Its product is annotated as lipopolysaccharide-induced tumor necrosis factor-alpha factor homolog. NCBI's taxonomy places the organism in Eukaryota, Metazoa, Arthropoda, Insecta, Diptera, Culicidae. The record is from RefSeq and is a predicted model, not a curated record. Gene Ontology annotation, molecular function: zinc ion binding. The transcript is spliced from 3 exons. Bases 335 to 700 code for a protein of 121 amino acids.